UUCUGAUUUUAACUCCACUUCCACAUUACCUCUGUCCUCUUUCUCUCUUUUUUUUUUUUUAUACUAUUUGUCCUGUUUUCCCGUUUUUAUAUCUUUAAUAACAUAUAAUGUCAUUACUAUCAAAAAGAUCCGGUAGUGUAGAAAGGACAUCCAGAUCAUAUUCGGCCUUUUUAGGGAAAAGUAUUCAUAGGCUAUCAACAUUGGCAGCUCGACAUCCUAUUGAAAUGAUUGUGGUUAUUCUUAUGGCAGCUUCUUUUACUUACUUUUAUUUAUUUAAUUUGGCAAGAACAUCUGAAUUAUUUAUUGGUACUGCUACUCCUGCUACUCGACUUUCACCGACAACUGUAUAUUCUAUGAAUGGUGAACCUUUUCAACCUUUUGAAGAACAACAACAACAUUUAUUAUCUUCACCAACAGUCAUCAGAAUGGCUAUCAAACAAAUCCUUAUUUCUGAUCCUCAACAACACGAUAAUUCAUUGAGAGAUGAGACUAUUAUACAACAAUUUCGCCAUACAAUAGAAAACGAUAUUUAUGUCCCCGAUGCUGGCGCCAAACAGUUCAACUACCAUCACGAUUUGUGUCACAAGUUACCUAGUCACCAUUUGUCCAACAAUGAAGAUUGUUUAACUGUCAACCCUGUAUUGAUAUCCAAUGAUCUCCUACUAUCUUACAUACUCAACACUUCAACCUCUUUUAGAAAAAACUUGGUCGAUGUUUGGGAACACAAAAUUGCUACCUUACCUCCUGCUGAUUUGGUGUCAUCAACGAAUGCUUCUGGUGCUCAAGAUAAUGUAUUUGUUUGGCUCUUCAUUUUAUCUAGAAAUAUCGCUUUUCAUUUGAAGGAUCUUAUUCAUAUUGCCGAUAAUGUUGAUAUUAUUGUAGUGUUGGCUGGUUAUAUAAUGGCUAUUUCAACGGUACUUUCUCUUUAUAUGAAUAUGCGUUCUAUGGGUUCAAGAUAUACUUUGGCUACUGCAGUGAUUGUCAAUGGUCUUUUCUCUUUGAUGGUUGGCUUUUUGACUGUACAUAUGCUUGGAGUAGAAGUUCAUGCUACUGUCUUGGCUGAGGCACUUCCUUUCCUAGUGGUAACUAUCGGUUUUGAACGUCAUUUCAAAUUGACCAAAAGUGUAUUCCAAACUAGCAAGAAAUCAUCCAUUUCUAAACAAGAUAUACGACAAACUGUGGUAAAUGCUGUAGAUUCGGUUGCUCUACCUCUAUCUCGGGAUUGCUUCAUUGAAAUUACGGUACUUUGUCUCGGUGCAAAAUCUGGUAUUGGUGGUCUCCGGGAGUUCUGUCUAUUGAGUGCUAUUCUAUUAGCCUUUGAUCUCUUCUUUAUGUUUACUUGGUAUACUGCUGUCUUGGCUUUGAAAUUGGAGCUUGGAAGAAUUCGUGAAAUCAGUACGUUACAAGGAACAUCCAAACCAGGCAAGGUAGCAACUUCACCCACAACUUCGCCGACAUUAAACACAAAAUCUGUACCCACAAAAACAACACUGAUUGGAGGAACAAUGGUCAAGGCGUUUAGCAACAAUGAUGUUGGCAAAAAUGACAAAAACAAAUCGGACGACCCGAUCAUUGGCCGUAUUAAACUUUUAUUGAUUGUUGGCUUUGUUGGUAUGCAUCUCUUCAAUAUCUGUUCUACAUUUGAAUCUGGACCUCAAGUUGAUAUUACCCAACCAGGCAUCUCUGACACGUUAACUCAAGUACUCGAACAAUACAAACGAUCUGCUACCAAUUCAUCUUUACUACCUUUAAUCGUCGAAGUAUCACCUCCACUUACCUUCCACAUUGCCAAAUCUGGAUGGAAUAUUAUUCCCGAUGCCAUUGCUCAACCCAUGGCUUCCUUGUUUGAUAUUUAUGAUGUCUAUAUUCAACAUCCUGUUAUCAGCAAAUGGCUUAGUAUCGCAUUAUUUGUUUCUCUCUUUCUCAACACCUAUCUCUUCAAUGUCGCGAAACAACCAAAACAAAUUGUGGAAACACCAAUGACAACAACUUCAAUCGUGCCCAAUAAAUCUAUCACAGCUGAUAUAGAUACACUUCCUACCGACCAAUCAUCAUCAAUCGCAACUAGGAAACCACUUCAUCAUCAUCAUCAUCACCAACAUCAUUCUCAUCAUCAACAACGACGACAACACCCAUCCACUGAAAUACGCCCUUUGGAAACCUGUAUGUCUCUGAUGCAAACUCCUGAAGAAUUAUUGGAUGAAGAAGUGAUCAGUCUUGUGCAAGCUGGUAAAUUGGCUCCUUACGCUUUAGAAAAAACGCUUGGUGAUCUUGAACGUGCUGUCAAUAUCCGACGUGCUUUGAUUUCUCGUGCCUCUUUGACAAAAACAUUGGAACAUAGUGCACUACCUUUGGAAGAUUAUCAUUAUGACAAAGUGAUGGGAGCAUGUUGCGAAAAUGUGAUUGGUUAUAUGCCUAUUCCAGUGGGUAUUGCUGGUCCAAUGAACAUUGAUGGUGUGUCAAUUCAUAUUCCCAUGGCAACAACUGAAGGAUGUCUUGUGGCAUCGACAGCUCGUGGAUGCAAAGCAAUCAAUGCUGGCGGUGGUGCUUCUACGGUGGUGACAGCGGAUGGAAUGACUCGUGGACCUUGUGUGGAAUUCCCCUCUGUGGUACGUGCUGGAGAAUGCAAACGAUGGGUUGAAAAUGAAGGUAAUACCGUUAUCACUGAAGCUUUCAAUUCGACCUCCCGAUUUGCUCGAUUACGAAAACUCAAGGUAGCAUUGGCUGGCAAACUGGUGUUUAUUCGAUUCUCAACAACCACAGGUGAUGCGAUGGGUAUGAACAUGAUUUCAAAAGGAUGUGAAAAGGCUCUUGGUAUUCUUGGUGAUUAUUUCCCUGAUAUGCAAAUCAUCUCGCUCUCUGGCAACUAUUGCACGGACAAGAAACCUGCUGCCAUCAACUGGAUUGAGGGUCGUGGGAAAUCAGUGGUAGCGGAAGCAGUGAUUCCUGGUGCGAUUGUAGAAAAAGUACUCAAGACAACGGUGGCUGCGUUGGUGGAAUUGAAUAUUAGUAAGAACUUGAUUGGAUCUGCCAUGGCUGGUUCGGUAGGCGGUUUCAAUGCUCAUGCUGCUAAUAUUCUGACGGCUGUGUACCUGGCCACUGGUCAAGACCCUGCUCAAAAUGUCGAAAGUUCCAACUGCAUUACUCUAAUGAAGGCUGUCAAUGAUCAACAAGAUUUACACAUCUCAUGUACCAUGCCAAGUAUUGAAGUGGGUACUAUCGGUGGUGGUACUAUUCUUCCUCCUCAACAAUCCAUGUUGGAUAUGCUUGGUGUACGUGGUCCUCAUCCUACUGAACCUGGAAAGAAUGCUCAACGUUUGGCUCGAAUCAUCUGUGCUGCUGUGAUGGCUGGUGAACUUUCAUUAUGUGCUGCUCUUGCUGCUGGACAUUUAGUUAAGGCUCAUAUGGCUCACAAUAGAGGUAAUCCAACAACAACAGCGUCAAUUAUUCAACCAACUCCUGCUACUCCUUCAGUUUCUCCUGUUCGAUCUCCAACUGAAGAGGAAGUCGUUCCUCUUGGUACAUGUAUCAAGUCAUAGAAUAGAUUCACUCCUCCCCACUUAUUGUUGUAUAGUUUCAUCAUUUUUUUUUAUUAUUAUUAUUAUUUAUUUUUGAUUCCCCUCUUUUUUUUGCAUCAUUAGUCAUAAUAAAACUACAUACUAUUUUUACUUGAUU
Halteromyces radiatus is the source of this 3675-nucleotide messenger RNA. RefSeq names its product 3-hydroxy-3-methylglutaryl coenzyme A reductase. Gene Ontology annotation, molecular function: hydroxymethylglutaryl-CoA reductase (NADPH) activity; protein binding. The record is from RefSeq and is a predicted model, not a curated record. The coding region runs from base 108 to 3539 and encodes 1143 amino acids. The transcript is spliced from 5 exons. Gene Ontology annotation, cellular component: endoplasmic reticulum membrane; peroxisomal membrane. NCBI's taxonomy places the organism in Eukaryota, Fungi, Mucoromycota, Mucoromycetes, Mucorales, Cunninghamellaceae. Gene Ontology annotation, biological process: coenzyme A metabolic process; ergosterol biosynthetic process; isoprenoid biosynthetic process.